GUAAUCUUUCUAUUCAUCCAAGAGACCCAAGGGUCACGCCACUUGCUGGCAAAGAACAGUUAAUUUUGUAUAAUAAUGCCAUAUACCGAAGAUUACAUCCGAAAUAAGUUGAUAAAAGACCUGGACGCGGUACACGUGGAUCGGCAAAUUCUAUAGAAAAAACAAAAAAAAUAAUAAUGCAGGAAAAAAUACAAAUUUUUUGUGUGAUUAACGCGGCUCUUAUUUUACGAUGGUGUGUCACCUACCAUCCUUACAGUGGAGAAGGCAAACCUCCAAUGUACGGUGAUUACGAAGCACAACGACAUUGGCAAGAGAUAACAGUGAAUCUUCCUGUCGAGGAGUGGUACAAGAAUUCCACUAAAAAUAAUCUUGAAUAUUGGGGAUUAGAUUAUCCCCCAUUGACUGCAUAUCAUAGUUUUAUUUUAGGAAAACUAGCUGGAAAAUUAGAUCCAAAUUAUGUCGCUCUACACAAAUCACGUGGAUUCGAAUCAGUGGAUCAUAAAUAUUUUAUGCGACUCACUGUCUUCUUGGCGGAUAUUCUCACUUUUUUGCCAGGGAUUUUGUAUUUUAUUUACACCAUCGUGAGGAAAUCGAAAGAAUCACGGGGUGUUUACUAUUUUUGUGAGCGUGCUUCCCUUUUGGCUGUGAUUCUAUUCUAUCCGGGUUUAAUUUUAAUUGACUACGGUCACUUUCAGUAUAAUUGUGUUUCCCUGGGGGCAUUUGUCGCCGCCUGUGGGGCAAUUUUGAAUAAUUCUUUGAAUCUCGGUUCUUUUUUGUUUAUACUUGCGUUGAAUUAUAAACAAAUGGAAUUGUAUCACGCUCUUCCGUUUUUUGUCUAUAUUCUCGGGACGAAUACACCGAUUAAUAAACGAUUGUUUUCAAAGUGUUUGUUGAAUUUAUUUUACGUGGCGUGUACGGUGAUUGUGACUUUUCUUCUCGUUUGGUUUCCAUUCGUUUGGAAUGGAAGGACAUUUUUCAGUGUUAUCGUGAGAUUAUUUCCGCUGGCAAGAGGUGUGUUUGAGGAUAAAGUGGCGAAUAUUUGGUGUACAAUUAAUGUUGUGAUUAAAUUGAGGGAAUUGUUUGAGAAUAUACAAUUGGCGCAAAUUUGUCUUGUGACCACGACAAUUGCCCUAUUGCCAAGUUGUUUCGAUAUGUACUUUCGACCGUCGAGGGAAAAAUUCAUCAUUGCACAAAUUAAUUCUUCGCUGUCGUUCUUUCUUUUCUCGUAUCAAGUUCAUGAGAAAUCGAUACUUCUUGCGGCAAUUCCGGUCGCUUUGUACUUUCAAUACGAGCCGUUUGCUUGUUUUUGGUUUCUGUUAAUAUCGUCGUUUAGUAUGAUACCAUUAAUCAUUAAGGACGGUCUUCUCAUUGCAUUUUUCGCCUUGACGAUUUUCUUCGCCGUCUCAAUUUCAUGGCUUUGGUUCACUGAUUCGUAUUUUUCGAAUGAGACAAAUGAGGAGCAAAGUUUGAAAGUAAAGAAGGAAAAAACGAAAAGUAAAUCUUCGGGGAAGAAAGCAAAAACGAAAAAUCAGAAGGAAAGUGAAAAAGAAAAAAUUAGUUUAAAAGAGAAUUUAAUGUCAAUUAAUAUCAAACCUUUGUUAACUAUUAUUUUUUAUUUAUCAAUCGGGGGUUUUGUACUUUUAACAAUUUGCUGCAAAUUUGUUAUACCUCCGAAAAUUUAUCCGGAUUUGUUUCCACUAUUGUUGUCUGUUUAUUCAUGUGGACAUUUUAUUCUUUUUUGUUUGUACUUUAAUUACCGUCAGUUUACAAUGAAAACAAGGGCGGGUAAAUUAAAAUUCAACUAAUUAUUUAGAAUUUAAUUUUUACAUUUUGAAUGUAUUGAAUGAAAAAUGAAUUGUGUGAAACAUUCUCGUCUUGUGAAAAUUCCAUCGAGUGUAUAAAAUUGUAAAUUAUUUUUUCAUUUAUGAAAUUUGUAUAAUAAACUACAAUUUUAAUUAA
This is a messenger RNA of Leptopilina heterotoma, 1959 nucleotides long. Its product is annotated as probable dolichyl pyrophosphate Man9GlcNAc2 alpha-1,3-glucosyltransferase. Gene Ontology annotation, cellular component: endoplasmic reticulum membrane. Lineage: Eukaryota; Metazoa; Arthropoda; Insecta; Hymenoptera; Figitidae. Gene Ontology annotation, biological process: protein N-linked glycosylation. The record is from RefSeq and is a predicted model, not a curated record. Gene Ontology annotation, molecular function: dolichyl pyrophosphate Man9GlcNAc2 alpha-1,3-glucosyltransferase activity. The transcript has 2 exons. The coding region runs from base 177 to 1805 and encodes 542 amino acids.